Molecule: messenger RNA, 974 nt
Organism: Engraulis encrasicolus (European anchovy)
Lineage: Eukaryota; Metazoa; Chordata; Actinopteri; Clupeiformes; Engraulidae
Gene: pxmp2
Product: peroxisomal membrane protein 2
Exons: 5
Coding region: 52-636 (194 amino acids)
Cellular component (GO): membrane; cytoplasm
Source: RefSeq, a predicted model, not a curated record
CUGUCUUAUCGUCACAAGGCCCUUGUCUUCUAGGAAAGAGACUCUUCAGAGAUGGUCGUACAAAGUGUGCCAGUCAGUUUACCUGAUUUUAACAGAAGGCUCUUGCAGCAGUACCUGUACCUGUUGAAGCAGUACCCGAUCAUUACAAAGUCUGUGACAAGUGGCAUCCUGUCCGCCCUAGGUAACCUGUUUUCACAAGGCCUCGAAAGGAGAAAAAGAGCCAAAAAUGGUGAUCCGGUGAAGGAAAUUGAUCAUGUUGGAAUGUUACAUUAUGCCAUCUAUGGGCUGUUUAUAACGGGUCCGGUCAGCCACUUCUUUUACCAGGCCUUAGAGGUCCUACUGCCCCCGUCUUUACCCUUAUGCGUGAUCAAGAGGCUCCUGCUUGACCGCCUCGUAUUUGCUCCAGCAUUACUGCUGAUUUUCUUCACUGUCAUGACCGCUUUGGAGGGAAAGACAAGCCAGGACCUGAUGGUGAAACUGUCCAAAAGCUACUGGUCUGCUCUGAAGAUGAACUGGAGGAUUUGGACUCCAUUCCAGUUUAUUAAUGUCAACUUUGUACCUGUGCAGUUCAGGGUGCUUUUUGCCAAUGCAGUGGCAUUCUUUUGGUAUGCUUACCUGGCAUCAAUUAGAAAGUGAGCAUGCAGCCUUUCCCCCACUUGGACCUCCACACUUUUGAAAGAGCUCCUUCAACACAGUGAAGACAACAGGAAGCAGUUCAUCGUGCUGUAGCCUACGAGUCUAAUAAACACAAUAAUGAAGUCAUUCAAGAAGAAAAAACAUCUGCAGGCUGAACGUGGAAUGUGAAUUGUCUUCAUAACAGUAAUGUAGGCAAUCAUUUCAUGGAAUUAUUAUUAUAUCUUUUUUGUUGCUUCAUAUAGCCUAAUAUUGUUCUGUAUUGUUCUGAUUUUGUCUGUGAAUAAAUGUGACCAUCAAUGUUCUUUUUAAGCUCAAAAUAAAUGUGAAACUAGAAAGUG